Molecule: messenger RNA, 615 nt
Organism: Parascedosporium putredinis
Lineage: Eukaryota; Fungi; Ascomycota; Sordariomycetes; Microascales; Microascaceae
Source: the annotation of a GenBank genome assembly
AUGGACAACAGCACAGCGGUUUUAAACCCGCAACCAAAUGACAGCGGCGGAACUAAUAAUAUGGAACCCAUUUCAGUCGGCAGCCUUUUUGGCAUGUUCCUCACUCUCAACUUUUGCCUCAUGACCCAGCCGAGCGGGAAUCUCGUUUUCUGGUGGGAUCACGCGUUUCUCAGUAGGAUCAACCCCAUGGUAUGUGUCCUGGAGAGCGGGUUCAUCGUGUACCAGCUUGCCAAGGUACUCUGGACAUCCCGUCAUUCGUCAAGACGUUGGAAAGAAGUCCAUUUGACGGUUGCAAGCCUACUUCUUAUCCGCGCAAACCCGUAUUCGGAAGGCGAAUGGGGCGCUGGCCUCUUGAAUGACCUCAUGGAUGGAUUCAUCUCGGACUCCUGGAAAGCGGCUUGCAGCCGCAGUGGGAGGCAACAGAGCCUCUGGACCACUCUGAGCCAAAGGUUUCUGACUCGAAUAGAGGGUCUGCUCUAUACGGCUUGGAAGAAACCCCAAGAGCAUGUCAUUGCGGCCGAACGUGCAGUGACCGACCCACAGGCUUGCGCAGCAUCCACCUCUGCGGUUCCUCUUGCCAACCUCCCGGGUCUGUUCGCCGCCGCUCAACCCUAG